AUGGCUGCGCUACGCUCUCCCACACCCGCAUCUCGCGAUGCCACUCCAGAGUUCAUGACGCCGCGGUCCAAAAUCAGAGCCUUACUUGCGACUGUGGGCGACAGUGACGACGAGGACGCCCUUCAGAAUGGAGUACUCAAGCCGGACUCGCCCAGAAACAGCGCAAUUGCCCAGCGAAACACCAGUGGUUCGGACUCGGAUGCAGACUCGGAUUCAGAUGUCCAGAUACGGCCACGGGGGAAGCUGGCUUCUCGGAUGCAGGGCCCUUCGGAUGCAGCCGACAAGCCAAAGACUGCGCAUCACGGCGAAACUGCGAGAGACCGCGUGAAGCGGAUGCUGGAGCAAGAAAACGAGCAGUCUAGACAGGCGGAUACGGAAAUGGCCGAUGCCGAUGGCGCUGAGAAGGAGGGCGAUGUCGAUGUCGAUGACGAGGAUGAGGACUUGCCCGUCGCACCACGACGAUUGCAGCGCCGUGCUGUCAACGCCACCGCUACAGCGCUCCCGGCCAGAUCACCCAGCCCCGGACUCUUCGUUUCCUCACCAGUUCGCCCAUCACCUACAAAGGCACCGCAAGCCCAGUCAGACUCCGACGACGACCUACCACCCGUCAAGUCGGAUCGCUUCAAAGCCCUGGUGGAGCGAAAGCGACAGGAGCGUCUUGCCAAAGAGGCCGAAGAAGAAGCACGGAUAGCAGAGCGCCGGGCUCUGCAGGAGAAGCUGGCCUCUGAACUUGAAGAGCUGGACUCUGGAGAUGACGACGCCGGGGGCAUAACGGACGAUGAAGGUGGUCGCCGGUUGACUCAGGAAGCUCGUCCAACGAGGAAAGCGAGUAAGAAGGCGCUCGAAGAGAUGAAUCGCGAGACGCAGCGGAUGGCAAGAAACAUGCAACUUGCCCAUGAGGCCAGGACACGAAAGAAGCUUUCCAAAGCAAGCCUGUUCGAGCGCUUCAACUUCAGGCCAGAUGGAGAGGCGCUACCCGGCGAGCCUUCGGCAAACAGCUCCAGCAGACCGGUGUCGCCCCCAACUGAUGCGGACGCGAAUAAAGAGACGCCGCCUAGCUCACCACCUGUUGGGGAGAAACAGGAUUCAGUCCAGGUUGAGGAGAAUGUCUCCGCAAGCCUUGAUAUUCCAAUGACAGAUGCAAGGGCGGAACACGACCACCCAUCAGAACCUACACAUCUAGACAAGGGCAAGGGACCAGCUAUCGAUGUGGAAGAACCAAGCAAGCCUGCCCAGACUAAGCGCCGGGUGCGGGUAAGAAUACCGAUUCCAACAAAAGCUGGCACAGCAGGCUCGGACGACGAACUCGAGAUUACAACUACGACCAAAGAUAAAAUAAACGCCGUCUUUGACAGCAUCCCUUUCCGAAAAGCACAAGAGUCGCACUCAAUACUGGCUCUGCGGGCUUUGGCUCAUGUCACGUCUCCCGGCAAAGAGAAAAAGCGCAAGAACGAGCGCGAGGGAAUGACCCCCGGCGAGUUUCAGGCUUCACUGCUGCAAAAGGCGAGGGAGCAAGCGAGGCUCGAGCGGGACCGAAGGCUUGAGAUGCUAAAGGCCCAAGGUGUUGUCAUUCAGACAUCGGAAGAGCGAGAACGGCAGAUGCAAGAAGUGGAGGACAUCCUUGCCAAAGCUAGGGAAGAGGCUCAGCGUAUCAAGGAGGAGGAAUUAGCAGCGGAGAAGAAAGAGAGAAAGGAGAAUGGUGAAGCUGACCCUCUGGCUUGGGACGAUAGUGAUGACGAAGAGUACGUCGAUGGUGAUGCCGACGAGGAGGCACCUGACGUGGAGCUUUCAGGGUCUGAUGAAGAAGACGAAGAAGGCGACGAGGAGGAAGAUGAGGGGGAAUCCAACGAUGUCGUUGCGGGCAUGGCCAUGUUUGAGGCCGAAGCGGAAGACGCGCAGUCCGAAACCUCAGAGAUCCUCCCCACGCUUCAUAACGAGGGGGCAGAAGACGAGGCCAUCGAAAGAGCAACUCCCUUGAAAAGGAGGAGGGCACGGAACAAGACCGUCAUUCUGUCCGAUGACGAAGCCAAUCCCGUCGAAUCUACUCCAAAGCCCAAGAAGACUCCCGUCAACUCAUCCUUCAUGUCACCCGCUGCACCUACGUCUGUGCUGCGAUCCGCCAAGAAGACCUUCAUUCCUGGGCUUCCUGUACAGGGGCCUGCCGGACUGAGCCUUACCCAGAUAUUUGCAGGGACCAUGGACGAUAACCAGGGAAGCCAGCUCAACGAGCCGACACAGUCAAUGAUGCCCGACUUCGACAAUUUCCCCGACUCAAACUUUUCAGCUACCAUGGACGACAACGCGGACGACAUGGUGCUCGAUUCCCAGCGGGAUGAAACCCAAGGGGAGACUCAAGCCGUUCAGCUGAACCUCGCACAGACGCAGAUGCAUGGUCUGGACAGCCUCCUGCGGGAUGACGUGAACUCCCAGAUCUCGGACAUGAUUGAGCCCUCGCAGGAUGGAGGACUCCAGCGAUACACGCCGCUGAAGUCGAGAUUUGUCGAGCCUCCCACCUCAACCGUAGAGACCAUCUCACUGGACCAAAGCGGCGAGGCAGUUCAGAGCUCCCCACUAGUGCGCAAGGGAAGACUUCGCCGAAAGAUGGAGAUGACAUCUCUUGAUGAUGAGGAUGCCAUCCCCAUGAGCGGCGAAAAGGGGGCGAAGGAAGAGGCGGCAUCCUCAAAGACGGCAUUCAAUUUACUGAAGGACGCCGCUGCUGCACAGAAGAAGAAGAAGCUCAUUGAGGAGUUCAACAAGAAGAAGAGCAAGGCAAAGGAGAUGGUGGAAGAGCAGGCCGAGGAAUCCGAGGACGAGUACGCGGGACUCGGCGGAGCGGACGGCGAGGCCAGCGAUGACGAGUCCGAUGCUUCCAUACAAGACAUUAUUGAUGAUGGGGCCGGAAACGACGUGGAUGAGCGCAAGCUGGCCGCAUUCUACGCUGACCGGGAACGAAUGAAUGAUGAGAAGGAAGUCGAGAAGCUGUACAAGGACAUCACGUCAGGCAUGCUCCGUCGCAAGCGCGGAGCCCACUAUGACCUGUCCGACUCGGACGACGACGGUGAAGCUCGUCGGAGAAUGAAGCGGCGGCAGUUUGCCAAGAUGCAAAAGGCCUUGUUUUCUGACGAGCGGGUCAAGAAGAUGGCUGAAAACCCGGGCAACCAGGCCUUCCUACGCACCAUCGAGGACCGUGGCAGCGACGAUGAAAUGGACUUCUUAGAGAUUACAGAUGUCCCGACAUUGCAGUCGGAAGAGUCUCAGUCACAGAGCGAGAGCUCUGAGCAACCGCAGCAGCCGCGGACGAUUCCGGAUAGUCAGCCGCGCAAACCGCUCGGAAGUGCUGGUGAGAAUCGAGCUCCGGCUCACAUGAGGAGGACCAAGGACGGCAAGAAGCCUUCCAACAUUGGGGAGGUUCGUGAGACGCUGUCUGACCUGCUGGAAGACGGACGACACGCCUCUGUGAUCCCGGCUACCGAAGUUGGUUCGGACAGCGAGGACGAAGAAGACAGACCCGCGUCUCGAGGCAACAAGGAGAACAAGUCUCCCGCAUCCCGUCGAACGAGGAACGUCGUCGUCGAUCGCAUCAGCCUCAAGCGCAACGCAUCCUCCAGCAUGUCGUCUACCGGCCGCCUUGCCUUUACCGCAUCGGGCAGCUCGUCGUUCCGGGUCCCUGGCUCGCUUCUGCGCCGAGCAACGACCAACUCGUCGCUGCUUUCCACGGCCAGCACGUCGUCAUCCUCGACAACGACGACGACGGCAGCAGGAGGCGGCUCUGGCAGCGGGUUUGGCGAAGAGGCCAAGAUCAAGAAGGGGGCGGGCAAGAAGAGCGGCAUCAACGGCUUCGCGAGGGACAAUGAGAAGCUGGCGAGGAUGCAGGAGAAUGAGCGGAGGAGGGAGGAGAAGAAGGCCAUCCUCACUCUUUCAACCUCUUUUGACAUGGGUUUCCUCAGCCCAUGA
This is a messenger RNA of Trichoderma reesei QM6a, 3954 nucleotides long. RefSeq lists its product as uncharacterized. Gene Ontology annotation, biological process: mitotic G2 DNA damage checkpoint signaling; activation of protein kinase activity; mitotic DNA replication checkpoint signaling. The transcript is spliced from 3 exons. Bases 1 to 3954 code for a protein of 1317 amino acids. The record is from RefSeq and is a predicted model, not a curated record. Gene Ontology annotation, molecular function: anaphase-promoting complex binding. Lineage: Eukaryota; Fungi; Ascomycota; Sordariomycetes; Hypocreales; Hypocreaceae.